AUAUAGUUCUGUACCGAGAGGUGUAUCUGGAGAGAGCUGUAGAACUACCCUGUAAUAUUACUCCAUCCUUACCUGCUGAUAGAACUACAUUGGUUCUCUGGUUUAAAAAUGAUUCUCUGACACCUUUCUACACAUAUGACAGAACGAAGAACUCGACAAAUCCGGUUCAUUGGACGGAUCCUAAAAUAGAAAUAGCUAACAGGAGUUUCUUCCAAACAAGCUCAGAAAUGGCCCACUUAGUGGUACAGGGUGUACAGCUAGAGGAUAUGUCAGAGUACAGAUGCAGAGUUGAUUUUGAACAACAACCCACUUUUAUUCAGACAGUUUUUCUUCGUGUCAUAGGAGACUCCACAUAG
This is a messenger RNA of Eurytemora carolleeae, 356 nucleotides long. RefSeq lists its product as uncharacterized. The transcript has 5 exons. NCBI's taxonomy places the organism in Eukaryota, Metazoa, Arthropoda, Copepoda, Calanoida, Temoridae. The record is from RefSeq and is a predicted model, not a curated record. The annotation marks the transcript as partial.